This is a messenger RNA of Calliphora vicina (urban bluebottle blowfly), 2431 nucleotides long. RefSeq names its product Semaphorin 2b (gene Sema2b). The record is from RefSeq and is a predicted model, not a curated record. NCBI's taxonomy places the organism in Eukaryota, Metazoa, Arthropoda, Insecta, Diptera, Calliphoridae. The coding region runs from base 126 to 2339 and encodes 737 amino acids. The transcript is spliced from 15 exons. Gene Ontology annotation, molecular function: chemorepellent activity; semaphorin receptor binding. Gene Ontology annotation, biological process: negative regulation of axon extension involved in axon guidance; semaphorin-plexin signaling pathway; neural crest cell migration.
GUGUAAUUUUUGCUCAAUCAAUUUGGUAAAAAAAAAAGUAUAAAUAUUUAUGAGUCUCUACGAAGUGUGAAAUUUGUUGGAAAAAAAUAUAUAGUGAAUAUUUUCCAUUAUUUUGUUGUUAUUGCAUGGUGUGUUAUUUAAAAAAAAUGGGCUCAAUGAAAUUAUUAAAUAAAUCGGCCACACUUAGUGUGUUGGCUAUACAAAUCUUUGUGCUGCUGCUAAAUUUUGUGGAUUAUGCCUACUCAGAUUACGAAAACACUUGGAAUUUAUAUUAUGAACAACCCUGCUGUAUGGGAGGAAAUAACCAGCAUCAUAUAAGACAUCAUAAAGAUCAUGUCAAAGACUUCAGCUGUGGUCCGCUGCAUUAUAAAACAUUUUAUUUUGAUGAAAAUAAUAAUGCCCUAUAUGUAGGAGCAAUGGAUCGUAUAUUUCGUUUAAAUUUACAUAAUAUAAGCCAAUCAAUAUGUGAGCGUGAUGUUCUUAUAUUGGAGCCAUCAGGUUCAGAUAUUUUGAGUUGUGUCUCUAAAGGAAAACAUGAGAAGGUGGAAUGCCGUAAUCACAUACGUGUUAUACAACCUAUGGACUCUGGGACACGUCUAUAUGUUUGCGGUACAAACGCCCACAAUCCCAAGGACUACGUGAUAAAUGCAAACUUAACACAUUUACCCAGAUCUGAGUACGUGCCCGGCAUCGGCUUAGGCAUUGGUAAAUGCCCUUAUGAUCCAGCUGAUAAUUCAACGGCGGUUUAUGUAGAGAAGGGCAAUCCUUAUGGUUUGCCAGCAUUGUAUUCUGGCACAAAUGCCGAAUUCACCAAAGCUGACUCAGUUAUAUUCCGCUCAGAUUUGUACAACAUGACAUCCGGCCGCAAGGAGCAUAAUUUCAAAAGAACUGUUAAAUACGAUUCCAAAUGGCUGGACAAACCCAACUUUGUGGGCUCCUUUGACAUUGGUGACUAUGUGUAUUUCUUCUUUCGCGAACAUGCCGUGGAAUACAUCAACUGUGGCAAGGCCAUUUAUUCGCGUAUAGCACGCGUUUGUAAAAAUGAUCGCGGUGGCAAAUAUAUGACUGGACAAAAUUGGGCAACAUAUUUAAAGGCACGCAUCAAUUGCAGUAUAUCAAGUGAAUUUCCCUUCUAUUUUAAUGAAAUACAAUCCGUCUAUAAGAUGCCGCACGAUGAUACAAAAUUCUAUGCAACAUUCACCACCAACACUCACGGUAUCGUGGGCUCAGCUGUGUGCAGUUACGAUAUACGCGACAUAAAUGCCACUUUUGAAGGCAAAUUCAAAGAACAAGCUACCUCCAACUCAGCUUGGCUGCCAGUCUUAAACUCUAAAGUUCCGGAACCUCGACCCGGUACUUGUGUAAAUGAUACCACAUCUUUGCCCGACCAGGUGUUGAAUUUUAUACGCAAACAUCCCUUAAUGGAUAAAGCUAUCGAUCAUGAAUUUGGCAAUCCAGUAUUUUAUAAACGUGAUAUUAUCUUGACCAAAUUGGUUGUGGACAAAAUACGCAUUGACAAGCUAAAUCAAGAAUAUUUGGUGUAUUUCAUUGGCACUGCCACUGGUAAUAUUUAUAAAAUAGUACAGUUUAUACGUUAUGGACGCCGUCAUUCGAAUCUUUUGGAUGUCUUGGAAGUGGCCAACAAUGAGCCAAUACGUGAAAUGGGCAUAAGUCAAAAGACUGGUUCUUUGUAUUUGGCUACAGAUCAUGUGGUUAAACAAAUCGAUUUGGCAAUGUGUGUAAGACGUUAUGACUCGUGUUUCCGCUGUGUCGCCGAUCCCUAUUGCGGUUGGGAUAAAGAUGCUGGCACUUGCAAGCCCUAUCAAUUGGGUUUACUGCAGGAUGUUGCCAACGAAACAUCCGGCAUUUGUGAUACCAGUGUUUUAAAGAAACGUAUUACAGCUUCAUAUGGCCAAACAUUGCAUUUGUCAUGUUUUGUUAAAGUUCCAGAAGUUCUAAAACAAAAAACAGUUAGAUGGUAUCAUCAUUCAACAGAAAAAGGACGUUAUGAAAUUGGCUAUACGCCCUCAAAAUACAUUGAAACAUCAGAGGGUGGUCUCGUUAUUAUCUCAAUUAAUGAAGGCGAUGGUGGACGUUACGACAGUUAUCUCGAUGGUACGCUGCUGUGCAGUUACAGUGUAAAUGUGGAUGCCCACAGAUGUACACCACCAUCGAAGAAAAACGAUUAUCAGAAAAUUUACUCACAUUGGUGUAAUGAAUUUGAAAAAUAUAAAUCAGCCAUGAAGCAAUGGCAAGCCAAACAAGAGCAAUGUGGUAUGAAAGAAAAAACAACUGGAAAGCAUAUAAAUGAUGUCUAUAGUAAUGAUAACAUAGUCUGACCACAUGACAAACAAAACAUUUACUAAAGACUGACAUUUUUAAGCUUUUAAAGGACAAUAUUUCCAAUAUCAUUAUUUAAAUUUUUUUUUUG